This is a messenger RNA of Trichoplax adhaerens, 574 nucleotides long. RefSeq lists its product as uncharacterized. The transcript is spliced from 4 exons. NCBI's taxonomy places the organism in Eukaryota, Metazoa, Placozoa, Uniplacotomia, Trichoplacea, Trichoplacidae. The record is from RefSeq and is a predicted model, not a curated record. Bases 1 to 336 code for a protein of 111 amino acids.
AUGACUGGCUCAAAAUUUCUUCGAGGUUGCGAAGAAGGAGCCAAUGAAAGGAGCCUGUUAGUUAAACUUAGAAGAAAAGUUUACAAUCAACCAUUUCAAUGGGAAGACCAAAAAGUGCAUCCCCUUACAUGGUUUAUGGCCAAAUAUAUGAUUAUGGAUCCACAAAAACGUGAAGAAUUCUGGGAAGAACACAUGCGUAAGGUGAAGAAACGUCGCGAAAUUCACCUUGCGCAAAUGCGACAACCCCAAAAUCCACCAGUCAUGAUGAUGCAAUACCCUGUUGCGAACUAUGGAGUUGAACCUAAAGGCAAACCUAUUGGACCUGAUGGUUUUUAAGCCAAUUGAUUGUGUUAAACUUAUGGAUUUUGAAAUGUUAAAAUAGCCAAAAAAUUUGCUCAUUUAAAAUGCGAAAUCAUGUAACCUAUAUUUUAUGACCAUACUGCGCCAAAGUGAGGUUUCUGUAUGCGGUAUAGUUGCUGAUUCUAGUAUUUAAAGAUUAGAUUACGCUAUAUGCGCUCGAAGAAUUUCAAAUGUCAUCAUGACUUCUUUUAGCUCGAUUUGCUCUCAUUCAUUC